AUGGGAUUUGGGUCAGUGACCUGGAUUUCCUUUCAGGGCUCAGCAGAUUCGUACACGAGCAGACCCUCAGACUCUGAUGUCUCUUUGGAAGAGGACAGGGAAGCAAUCCGCCAGGAAAGGGAGCAGCAAGCAGCCAUCCAGCUUGAGAGGGCCAAGUCCAAACCAGUAGCAUUUGCUGUCAAGACCAACGUGAGUUACUGUGGGGCUCUGGAUGAAGAUGUUCCUGUCCCAAGCACUGCCAUCUCCUUCGAUGCCAAGGACUUCCUCCACAUUAAAGAGAAAUACAACAAUGACUGGUGGAUAGGGAGACUGGUGAAGGAGGGCUGCGAGAUCGGCUUCAUCCCCAGCCCGCUGCGCCUGGAGAACAUCCGCAUCCAGCAGGAGCAGAAGAGGGGCCGCUUCCACGGAGGGAAAUCCAGUGGGAAUUCUUCCUCAAGCCUUGGAGAGAUGGUUUCUGGCACAUUUCGAGCCACACCUACAGCCACAGCAAAACAGAAACAAAAAGUGACAGAACAUAUUCCCCCUUAUGAUGUAGUGCCAUCAAUGAGACCUGUGGUGUUGGUGGGCCCCUCACUCAAAGGCUAUGAGGUGACAGACAUGAUGCAGAAAGCUCUCUUUGACUUCCUGAAGCACAGGUUUGAUGGGAGGAUAUCCAUAACCAGAGUGACAGCUGACAUCUCCCUGGCCAAGAGGUCUGUGCUCAAUAACCCCAGCAAGAGGGCGAUCAUCGAGCGCUCCAACACCAGGUCCAGCCUAGCUGAAGUGCAGAGUGAGAUUGAAAGAAUCUUCGAGCUGGCCAGGUCCUUACAGCUGGUUGUCCUGGAUGCAGACACUAUAAAUCACCCUGCACAGCUUAUCAAGACAUCUCUAGCACCAAUUAUUGUCCAUGUGAAGGUGUCCUCUCCAAAGGUUUUGCAGCGACUGAUCAAGUCCAGAGGGAAGUCACAAAGCAAACACUUGAAUGUGCAGUUGGUGGCAGCUGAUAAACUUGCACAAUGCCCACCAGACAUGUUUGACGUGAUCCUGGACGAGAACCAGCUGGAGGACGCCUGCGAGCACCUGGCCGAGUACCUGGAGGCGUACUGGAGAGCCACGCACACGUCCAGCGCCGCGCCCAUGACCCCUCUGCUGGGCAGGAACCUGGCAUCCAGCGCCCUGUCCCCGUACCCCGCCGCCAUCUCCGGCCUGCAGAGCCAGCGCGGGAGGCACGGCGCCCACUCCGCGGAGAACUCUCCCAUCGAGCGCCGCAGCCUCGUGACCUCCGACGAGAAUUACCACAACGAGAGGGCUCGGAAGAGCAGGAACCGCUUGUCUUCCAGUUCCCAGCACAGCCGAGACCACUAUCCCCUCGUGGAAGAGGAAUACUCUGACCCCUACCAGGACUUGUACAAACCCCACCGGAACCGCGGCUCCCCCGGCGGGUACAGCCACGACUCGCGGCACCGGCUCUGAGUCCGGGGACUGGGGAAAAAAACCAGGAUCCAUCCGUUGGUACCUUGCCAUAACGUAGCUAGAAAUAACAAUUAGAUCACGUUCAUUUGGCAGGUGUGACAGUGACACUGCGGUUGCACUCUGCUGUCAUUGAUGUUUAAUUAGGGGGCAGCAAAACCCAAACCCGGCCCUUCCGUUUCUGCCCGAUCAUAGAGGUUGUUUUUGGGAUUAUUUUUGGGUUUAAUACAGCAUUUGCAUUUAUAGCCAUAUUUUUUUCUUGUCCUUAGGUAUUAGACACAUCCGUUUGUAAUUUUGGGUACUUAUUGAGGCACUUAUAAAAUAAUUUCCUGUGCUGGAAAUUCCAAAUGACCAGUUCCAGUUGGAACCAAUUUAUAAACCAAUUCCUGUUGGAAUUUGGGUGAAUUGACUGGAAAGUCGACGUGAGCAUGUUGGGAAAAAAACAAACAAACCAAGUACAAAGAAAAAUCUGCAAAUUACAAACCACUGAGAGUCAGAAAGUCAGCUCCAGUAUUUGUUUGCUGGGAGCUCAGUUUCCAUUUCAGGUUAGAAUGAAAGGAUUUAUUCUAACGAUUUCUUUCCAGAAUGGCUUUUUCAGACAAACCAAAUGUCAACUCUCGAGAGUGCCAAAUAUCCCAAACUAUUGCAGCAGUUUCAAAACACUUUCCAGUUUGAAAUUGUUUUUAGGCCUGGCAUGAAUGUUGCAGCCAAAUGAUUCUUGAGUUCAGCCAGUCCUGAGAGUUUUGUGGGGACCAGCGGGGAGGAAAUGUGACAGGAGAUGGGAAAUAGGGACAGGAAAAGGAACAAACUCCAUGGUUUGUUUGCUUGGAAGUUGGGAAUAGUCUUUUUUUUCCCCUCACUCUUUUACCUGAACACAGCUAGAAUUCCCAAAAUGGAACAGGAAUAUCGAGACAUCCGAUUUUUCUCCCAUUUUCUAUCCUGCUUUUUCAGUGGAAAGCAAUCCCCCCAUCUCUGAGCCCAUGUGUAGAGUACCUUCAUCCCAGUACCCCAAGUCGCUGCCCACACGUUCCAUCUUCCCAAAUGCACCUCUGAAUGUCUGACGAUUCCAGCGGCGCACAAGAACUCUCCACAAGAUCCAUUCCAGCCAUGAAAUCCAAGGGGAAGGGAGUGGGCUUAAACAAUCAUCGGUGACCAACAUUUCAAACAACAUCUCGGUCAGAAUUGCAAUAAAAAGGGAAUGUCAGACAAAAAUCUGCUCCCGGGGAAGUGGUAGAGCUGAUUCCAAGCUUUGGAUUCCAAGAGCUCUGAUAAAUCCUUGGAGAUAUUGCUGCCUUACUUCCUACCAACCAUUUCUUUCACCUACUGAGUCCUGAGUUCCUUCCAAGAGAUGAAUUCCUGUGGUUGCACCUUGUGUUUUACACCAUCAGUGAAGCCUUAGAUGCCAUGGGAUUGAAAAUUGACCCCCAUUGCCCGUUUUGUACAACCACUGACAUCUUCCAGCAGAGCCUCCCAAAAUUUCCCACCUCACACAUUCCCUGGAUUUGACACAAUCGUGCUGAACGUGAAUUUGUUUAUGCAGCUUCGUGUCCCAACUUCUUUUUUUUUUUAUUCCCCAAAAUAAGGAUCAUUAACUUUUUUUUUGCUUGUUUUCCUCCCAAAGCCUGCUGAACCCAGGCUUUGAAAACAUGUAGCACUAAAGGAAUUUCUGGAAUAUUCCGGUUUCUUCUGCUUCCUGGACCAGCUGGCAAAGACCAGUGGUGUUUCCAGCAUCCAGGAGUCUGAUGAUCCUCUUGGAAGUUACUGGGAAAAGCAAUCCAUGUCCUUUGUGGGACACCCAAACCCCCAGCAGCAUUCAAAGGUGCCAGACACCUGAUUAAUUAAUCACUUUAAUGACCCCACUGCUUAACAGGCAGCUCCAGCACCACUGGGUGAUCCCAAUGGACCAGUUACCAAGGGAAAUAAUGGGAAUCCACUGGAUUCCCAGAGUUGUGGGUGGAUCCUGAUCCUGCACCAUUCCCUCUGGCUGCAGAGGAGCUCUGAGGCCGAGGGGACGUGGCAGGACCUGGCGUGGGACCAGCAGCUCCUCCAGGGUUCUGUGCUGCAGCACGGUGGAGCAUCCUCCAGGAAGUUUUCCAGCCCUUUCUCCAUGUCCAGCACACGGACCUGCCUGAGAAAGGAGCCCUUGGGCCACCCCUUCUUCUCUCCUGUUGAAGUCCUGAUUGCAGGGGAGCUGUAGAACCCUGGGCAGCAGCUGCUUCUCUUUGUUCUGUGCUAAAUUAGGGAUCAGCUCAUUAAGUGCUUGAGGAGAUUUGCAUAUUUGCAGUGGCUGCAAAGCACCAGGUCCAUUUCCUAGAGCCUUUCAGAGCCUUGUUUGAAGUCUUCCAUGUCACCCCAGGCACCACAUCUGCACAGUCCAUCACCUGAACAUCUCUGGUUUGACAAAAACAAACUUGUGAGGGAAGCCAGGGCUGGGCCUCAGGUCCUUUAUUCCAUGGGGUGGAGCUGCCCUGACUCCUGAGUUUCUCCCAGACCCCAUUCCCUUGUAAUAAAAGGAGCCGGGGCCCUGCAGAUCUCCCUCCUUGCUGGGGGUGUUUAAUUCUUUAAAAAGAGAUAUUUUUUAAGUAUAAAUACACCAACUGUGCUGGGAGACUCUUCAUUUAUUGCAGAUACUGUGGGCAGUCUUUGUUUGAAAAAGGGAUUUCUGUUCAGGACACGGUAAGGAGUGAAAGCUGUGCUGAGGAUCGGGAUUGGGAAUUCCCAGUGGGAUCUGUUGGGGUUUAGUUGAAAUUGUGGAGUUCAUGUGUUCCUGACUGAAGCAAUCCAGCCUCAUUCUCCAGUCCUCACAUCAUUUCUUGUUAUUAAAAGAAUACUAAAGACCAGAGCUCUGUUCUGAGCUCUGGCAGAGACAGAGGGUUUAGAAAUGUUUCUAAAAUAGGGAUUUUUUUUAAGUUCUCUUGUUAUCCGAGCUUCUCAUUCAGACACUUGGGAAUUAACAAGGAUUUAACCAAUAAAGAAGGUUGUAAUAAGAAUCUCUAAAGAGAAAAUUCAGCACAUUCUUAUCUUUGGGAAUCAAUUCUUUUAAUUGUUAACCUUUGAAUUUCAAAUGCUUUCUCCUUGGAGUUGUAUUUAACAUGUACAGAUUCUUUUCCUGAUGCCAAACAUUUCUCCCAUGGGAUGUGCAACUCACAGCUGCUGAUAUUUGUAACUUCAGUUUGAUGCCAAAUCUUUUGAAUUCAGCUUGGUCUCAACACCACAGAAUUCCCUGGAGCAUCCAGACUCUCCUGUGUUUACUGACUUCACCAUUCUAAAAUAAUUUUGUCAUUCGUGUUGUUCACAGCGCACUGAUUUGGGUAAGUCAGGGGUUCUGGCACUGCUUUUUUCUUUAAUAAUCCAUUAAAUGUGUCCUCUGCUGUAUUUUCUUUCACAAGUUCAGUACUUCUGAAACCUGUCCUUCAUCCCACAUUCCUGAUUUUUUAAUUUUUUUUUUAAGGCAAAAUAAUUGGAGACUACACAUGACAAAAUCAGAUGCCUAUUUUACAAAAUGCCAUUUGUACAAACCUGGGUUUGCUCCUAAAAAAGUGAAUUUUAAAAUCAAGUUGUGUUACACCUGUUGGUGCCAGCCCAGGUUUGGAUCCAUGGUGCCAUGUAUUUUGUUGGAGUUAUUAUUAGUUAUUAUUAGUUAAUAUUAGCCCUGCAAAGGCUGCAGGAUCCUGUAAUGCAGCCAAGCUUAACUCUGGGGGAAUGGAGUUAAAAUGAUCCUAAAAGAGAGUGUGGUGUCAUUAUUUAAGAGUCAUUUGAAUAACCUUGGUGAGUUUGUUGCCAAGCCCAGUUUAUUUUAUAUAGAAAAGCAAAAGGUGUAUCUUUAAAAAGAAAAGGAAAUUUUAAUAAAGUUGUAAAAUAUAUGUAAGGAAUUAACUCAGAGGUGAAAAUGCUACUUAGGAGUGAAAUUUCAGAUUUCUUUCAUUGUGUGUGGAAUCCAAUCCACUCAAGAAGUCAGGAGAAAUAUUGUGAUUAAAUCCAUCCAGAGAAUUUGGGGAGGAGGUGGAAAUAAUUUCAAAUGUUAAUGAGUGUCACUCCUUUAUUCCUUUGAAACUGGGAGCAGCCUUGGCUGGGUCUGAGGAGGAUUUAUGGAUCUGCCUCGGGAAUUUGGGAAACCAAAUUCCUUGGCAAUGACACCCAGCUCCUGUCUUGUCCAAGAGCAAGGUCUGCCCAGGAAUGGCACCUCCUGAUCAUCCCCUGCCUUAUCAAUAUUGCCUGAAAACCAAACUGCAAUUAACUGUAAUUAACUGUGACAUCCCCAGUUAAAUCUGCUCUGCAGCAGAGAAUCCACAGAGCUCAACAUUCUCUCUUUUGCCAAUGGCAUGAAAACAGAGCAAGGGAAAAGAAGCACAUUUGUUAUAGCACAAAUUUACAAUAAUUCCACUCCUGCAUCUGGCAUCGUGUUCUUGGAACCAAGGGGGAGAUUUCUGAUCCAGCAUCAGUGGAUUUAUUGCAUUUUUGAUCUGUUUACUCGCUGCCUGAUACUUCAGCAGUUGAUUUUGGCAUUUUGCACAUGGGAUUGAUUUUUCAAUAACUCGUAUCCCUUCCAUAUUAAUUAAUUAAUGACAGCAAAAAGAAUCUUUUCAAAUCACAGAGCCCACUGCAUUCAUUUCUGCUGAUUUCCUCCUGGAAGCUGAAAUCACAUUAAUAACUUUAAUUUUGGCCAAUGUGUAGAUCUGGGAUGUGACUGGUGAAUCCACCAGCAGCCCGAGGUCGGGAGUGAAACGCUCCCAGUAAAUGUUUGUGGGGUUGGAGAGGGGGGAGGGAAGAGUCACAGCACCCCAAAUGCCCAAGGAGGGAAGCUGAGGUUAAGGAAUGUGUUUGGGAUUGGGAUAGAGCUGAUGGAUUCCCUCCUGGUGCAGCCAGGGAGAAAGCUGGGAUCAGCAAUUCCAACUGCAAACUCCAGACCUUGGGCUUCUCAGAUCCCAGGAAAUCUCUGUUUCUCAGCCCAGCUGGUUCCCAGGGAGAGCCUGGCAGCGCUGCCUCGCUGGGAGCCAGCUCAGAGCCGCACUGGUGAAGACAUUUC
Pseudopodoces humilis (Tibetan ground-tit) is the source of this 6475-nucleotide messenger RNA. NCBI's taxonomy places the organism in Eukaryota, Metazoa, Chordata, Aves, Passeriformes, Paridae. The record is from RefSeq and is a predicted model, not a curated record.